Rana temporaria (common frog) is the source of this 1548-nucleotide messenger RNA. It is a transcript of the gene TCEA2, whose product is annotated as transcription elongation factor A2. Gene Ontology annotation, biological process: DNA-templated transcription; transcription elongation by RNA polymerase II. The transcript has 12 exons. Gene Ontology annotation, cellular component: nucleus. Bases 189 to 1229 code for a protein of 346 amino acids. The record is from RefSeq and is a predicted model, not a curated record. Lineage: Eukaryota; Metazoa; Chordata; Amphibia; Anura; Ranidae. Gene Ontology annotation, molecular function: nucleic acid binding; zinc ion binding.
UCCGCCAUCCAAGGAGUGCCUUCAUUAGAAGCUUUGCCCGCAGCUGCUGGGAAUGGAUUUGUAAGCACCAGUGCAGGGACUGUUACAACCCUCGGAAAAGGAAAACCAUAGAUAUCAUUAUUAUUUAUCCUAAUAUACAACAGGUGUUCAGGAGCUGCCAAGAGGACUUAAAGGAAAAGUCCACAUUUAUGGACAGACAUUCCUGCUAUGACAGCUGUUUAUGGAUCAAGGAAGGAGAACAAAACACGGCUCCUGAAUUAUUGCCUGGACACCUGUUCACUAUGGAGGCUGCACCUGGAGGAAAGCUAAAGGGCCAUCGAGCCUAUUCACAAGCUUGGGAUGGGUGGGCGAGUACAACACCAGAUGUACAAAACACAAGAGACGUCAGACAGGAGAGACUAUGGCCAAAGAAAAGACUUCUGGAUGGGGCGUUGGAUCUUCUCAAUCAGCUGAAGAAUAUGUCCAUGUCUCUGGACAUGCUUCAGUCCACCCGGAUCGGCAUGUCGGUGAACGCUCUGAGGAAACAAAGCAAUGAAGAAGAGGUGAUCACUUUGUCCAAAACUCUAAUAAAGUCCUGGAAGAAGCUGCUGGACAGCGCAGACCAGAAGGGGAAGGAAAAGGAUCAGAGCUCCUCCUCCUCCUCGAAGGAACCCAGUUUGCCUAAGAAGCCUGAAUCUCCAAAAACACCGACCACUCCAAAGAUGACCCGAUUCCCCCCUCUUCCCGUCACUUCUGACUCAGUGCGGACCAAGUGCAGAGAGAUGUUAACUGCAGCCCUGCAGACCGAUGGAGAUUACAAUGCGAUCGGUUCAGAUUGUGAGCUGUUGGCAGCACAGAUCGAGGAGGUAGUAUAUGGGGAGGUGCAAAACACGGACAUGAAAUACAAGAACCGGAUCCGAAGCCGAAUCGCCAACUUGAAGGACUCAAAGAAUCCAGAUUUAAGAAAGAACGUGCUGUGUGGCGCUAUUACCCCGGAGCAGAUCGCCAACAUGAGCUGUGAGGAAAUGGCAAGCAAUGAGCUCAAAGAGAUGAGGAAAGCCAUGACUAAGGCGGCCAUUCAGGAGCAUCAGUUGUCCAAGACGGGAGGAACGACGACCGAUCUGUUCUCCUGCGGCAAAUGCAAGAAGAAAAACUGCACUUAUACCCAGGUGCAGACACGCAGCGCUGAUGAACCGAUGACUACGUUUGUUCUGUGCAAUGAGUGCGGAAACCGCUGGAAAUUUUGUUAAGGACUCUACAAGUGGCCUGUCUCAUCUUCUUCCUCCUUUCACCGCGCCGCAUGCAAAGACGCCAAUUCCACACCGAGCCUGCCAUUUAUUGUUAUAUAUACUUAUAUAUAGAACUAUAUAUAUAUCUUUUUAUUUUUUUUAUUUUUUGUUUUUUUAUGUUUUUUUUAUUACUCAUUUUUUUCCAUUGGUGGAGAAAACACGUGAUUAUGUUGAAGGCUUGAUUUGCUGUUUGCAUUCCAUGAAGAGGACCUGUGGCAAACUGGGGUUUGCCACUUUGUAAUAUUACUACCUGAUUGUAUAAAGUAAUGUUGACCUUUGU